AUGAAUAUGGAAACUGAUGACCCUAUGCACGGUUCUGCCGAAGAUCAGCUGUAUCCCACACUGGAUGAAGACAUGCAUAGCAAUGACAGCAAGAAACACAAUACGAAGGCGAUUGCCAACCACGAGGAUGCUGAGGAGGAACUAGAUGAUUUCGAUCUCAGGCCAGGCUCCUCAGGCAUAGCAGACCAUAAAUCGUCUAGGCCACUAGAACUAACUAAUACGAGUAUAAGCCAGCUCGACCAAUGGAUUGAGCACCUUGGUCAGUGCGAGCCAUUGUCGGAAAACGAUGUUGCUCGACUCUGCAAGAUGGCAGUUGACGUGUUACAAUUCGAGGAAAACGUCAAGCCGAUCAACGUCCCCGUGACCAUUUGUGGUGACGUGCACGGUCAAUUCCAUGACCUGUUAGAGCUGUUUAAGAUCGGCGGCCCCUGCCCGGACACCAAUUACCUUUUCAUGGGUGACUACGUGGAUAGAGGAUAUUACUCCGUCGAGACCGUCUCCUAUUUAGUCGCCAUGAAGGUCAGAUACCCGCAUAGAAUCACUAUACUGAGGGGUAAUCACGAGUCGAGACAAAUCACCCAAGUAUACGGGUUCUAUGAUGAAUGUUUAAGGAAAUACGGCAGUGCGAAUGUUUGGAAAAUGUUCACCGAUCUGUUCGAUUAUUUCCCCAUUACAGCUUUAGUAGA
Saccharomyces eubayanus is the source of this 686-nucleotide messenger RNA. It is a transcript of the gene PPH22, whose product is annotated as phosphoprotein phosphatase 2A catalytic subunit PPH22. Gene Ontology annotation, cellular component: cytosol. The transcript has a single exon. The record is from RefSeq and is a predicted model, not a curated record. Gene Ontology annotation, biological process: peptidyl-serine dephosphorylation; mitotic cell cycle. Lineage: Eukaryota; Fungi; Ascomycota; Saccharomycetes; Saccharomycetales; Saccharomycetaceae. The annotation marks the transcript as partial. Gene Ontology annotation, molecular function: protein serine/threonine phosphatase activity.